AUUUGAAACGGUCUAGCGAUAACUUGUUCGGGCCUGGCGUGUUUUGCUGAGCCGGUCACUCACUACGGAGAAAUGAGAGGGCAACGGAGUUUUGGCGAAGAAGGAAAAGAGCUUUGUUUUCCAAUAUGUUUAUUUUUAAGAGUAAGCCCAUCCCUGUGGGUUGUGGCUUAACAAACGGUUGACUCUGAUUGGCAACUGAACCUGUGGGACGGGCCAACGGCCCUACCGCCUUUUUUUCUUUGUAUAUUUGGGCUAUAAAAAUCGGGACGACAUGCUGUCCCUCAGACUUGGCUGAAAUCAGGAUUGCUGAUAGAUCAGUGAGCCUCCGUACUAUGUACGUUAAAACGAGUCUGGGCUCUAACAGUCAUUGAGACAGUAGAAGAGUGAGACUUUGUUUCUCAAUUGUUCAAGUUUGUAAUGUAUUUGUUUUACCUGCCAUGUAUAUAGAAAAGUUCUCGUAUAAAUAUUUCUUGUACAUCUGAUCUCAUCGUUUCCUGCCUGCGUUUGAUCAACAACUGCCGAUCAUCAUCCGAGAAGCUUCAAGUUCCAACGGUGAAGCGAGGACGGAGAACGAACGAAACUUUACUGGCGCAGCACGACAGGAUCGGCAAGCCCCACAACGAGCAACGAGCAGCGAGCCAGGCGCAAGGAAUCAGAGGGCCACCAGCGAAUUCCGCAAGGGUUGCAAUUCAUCUGGACAAGGACGUCAGGCGGCGCCCCCAGCAGCAACGGGUGAGCGGGAUUCCUUGCGUUUUGUCUAGCUUGGCAUGGCUGUUGUUCAGUGGGGUUAAUGGUGUUCACGCGCAGAACAGCGAAUGCGAGUGAGGCUAACGUAAACAUUGAUACGGCAUCUGAACAAAGAGAGGGUCAGAGACGGCAGGAACUACAACGCAUCGGAGAGACCGAGUCUGAGACGUCGGAUACUGAAAUGGAUAGUGAGACGCAAGGAGCUUCGCAGGCUCCGAGCACGACAGAUCCAGAGGCCAUGGCGGUGAGACGCCUGGAGCUGGAGCUGGAAAAGGUGCGCCUACAGCUAGAGUGCGAGCGCAUUGCUCUACGGAGAGUGGAGCUCGAGCAGUCGAGCAGGCCGCCUUCGGAGUCGGAAGGAAGCGAUCGGCGCGGUGCCAUCACGGAUGGAAUAGCACAAUGUGCUAAAGUGCUUAAGGCAUACCGGUUGCCGUGUGACGCUGACGUUCCGAUAUGGUUUGAUGAGGUCGAAAAGUUGUUUACAUCUUUUCAAGUACCGGCACAUAGCCGGGUACAUUUGAUCAUGCCUGCGCUGGCCGAGCGGGUCCGUUAUCUGUUGCGUGGCCUUAAUGACGAGGAAUGUACAGAUUAUGAGACUGUAAAGAAGGCAGUAUUGGAUGAACUUAAGCUCACGCCAGCUAAAUACUUGGAGAGGUUUGAGAAGGCAUCUAAACGAAAGGAGGAAACUUGGGCUCAGUUCGCGUCCCGCGCUAGAACCUAUUUGGCCUAUUACCUUCAGUCUCGCACUGCAAACACCAAAGAAGCUAUGACGGAGCUUAUGGUCGCUGACCGUAUGAAAGCUAGUCUAAGCUCAGAAGCCCUAGAAUAUGUUCUUUUGCGGGAAGGCGAAGAUUGGUUUAAGCCAGUGGAGGUGGAAAAAGUACUCGAGACUUUCGAGCAAGCUAAAGGGAAAGGACGAGCAACUAAGCCAGCCGCAACAGCCUCAUUGCCGCAGCGCGCAAAACUAGCUGGCCCGCAGAGGACAAAUUUAAGAUGCCACGUGUGUCAUAUACAGGGUCACCUAGCCAGAGACUGCCCAAAAGCUUCAGAUAAAGAACCGCAGGGGAAGCCACCGACUGUGCAAAAACAAAGGGUACAGAAGGUUGCUGUUGUAAGUGAAGAACCUCCACCAGAGCAAGAAAGGGUGCUAAGCGCUAGAGUACAUGUCGUAGCUCAAAAUGCUAGCUCGGGGAGGUCGAAGCUGGACCUAAUCCCUAUCAUGUGCGGGGAUAUAGCAACGGAAGCUGUGUUGGACACAGGUAGUGAGAUAACGGUAGUCCGUAAAAGUAUGUUGCCCAUCGAUUUACAGGAGCCAUCACGAACAGUAAGACUUGAGUCGGCAUUCGGAAACACCAUUCGAGCUAAGCUAGCUACGCUGCCCGUAGGCAUGCAUCGCUCGGGGGCUGUGAUACAACCGCAGAGGAUCGAUCUGGUGUGCGCGGUUACCGACGAACUUGCAAACGGGGUUGACUGCCUGCUGUCAAAGGAAGAUUGGGAACUACUACGGGCGCAGGAAAAAGAGGAGUUUGGAGAGGAAAAUAUUCCGCGGGCAGGGGUCCGAUCAGUCGAAAUGGUCGAUAACACUGAGCCGGACUGCGGUCUAAGUUUCGAAGAAACGACAGAGAAAAUGCCUAAGUUGCAAGAGAAUAGUUUCAUACAAGAUGUCACUGGGGUGCCCAGUCAGCGGGAGCUAGAACUAGCCGAGAGUGUAGCUGAGUUGACAGGCACCGAGUGCCAGAGCAAAUAUGAUCUAGUUUACACUAGGAGGGCACGGACUAAAGAAUUUAAUGUCGGGGACCAAGUACUCCUCUUUGACACAGCCUUAGAGGCCUCUUCACUUCAAAUCAAGGACUCCUGGGAAUCCGCCCUCAAGUGUCGAGAACAUCUACAACAACUCCAGGCCAUCCAGAAGGCCCAUGAUGUUGCGGUGGGUCUCGGCCUGCCAGUCCUUUCAAGAUCGCAUGCUCGGGACGUUCUCGGAGGCGCACGGCCCUCAGACUCGCGUCGUGCCUCGCCUCGGCAAACCACCGCCCUCAGGCCGAACCGCCAAGCCCCGAGCGGCCACACUGCCAGAUGCUGCGCUUUUCCCCGUCUCCUCGUUCUCGCUGUGGCACUUCAAGCCAUCGCUCGCCUAGCCUCAGGCUCGCGCGUGCGUCGGCAAGAGGGGUUCUUCUGCAGCGGAGACAAGUUCGCCACGGGUCUCCUGCGGACCAUCAUCAGCGCCAACGUGGAAGUGAUCCGGAGGGCGGAGCCGAUUAAGCUCGGCGACGCCGACCACCUGGGCCUGCUGUGGCUGAGGAACGGUCGCGCCUACAACGUGCACACGGUGCGACCGUUCGGGCUCAUCGAGAGCGACUGCGACAGCGACGAUCUCUGGAUCAGGGUGGUGAUUCCGCUGGCGUUGGACGCGCCAGAGUUCCACUUCGACUGGGAGGCGCCCGGUGCCCUGAUGGGCGGCCUGUUCGUGCUCUCGUACGAGAAGAUGGCCGCCAACGUCACCAUCGAAGUUCCCAAGUUCAAGUUGCGCGGCCAGGCGCGCUCUCGCUUAAUCGAUUACCGAACGGUGGCGAGCCAGGGCCUGGCGUUCGGCAAACCGGGCAUCACGGGCGGCUUCUCAGCGGUGCUGGCGACGCUCUUCACGGCGCUCAAUUCUGUCUCCCCCAACGUGGUGGCCGACUUGCUCGACAUCCUGAUCCGCAGGCUGCUGCAGCGCUUCAUCCAGACCGUGUCCCUACCCUUCUAG
Dermacentor albipictus is the source of this 3490-nucleotide messenger RNA. The record is from RefSeq and is a predicted model, not a curated record. Lineage: Eukaryota; Metazoa; Arthropoda; Arachnida; Ixodida; Ixodidae.